AUGGCUAGUUUUGAGCAAGUCAAAAGUGAAUACGACCAUCAAGCCCAGGGCUACAACGAUAUUACGCACCUGCCCUGCAGCAUACUCCAAACGGAACUUCUUGGUGCAGCCCUCGGGGAUUGCACUGGGCUCCAUGUUCUCGACUUCGGCGGUGGCUCUGGCAUUCACUCACGCCAAGCUGUAGACGCAGGAGCAGCCACUGUCGACAUUAUAGAUCUGUCCACCGAAAUGUUGCGAGUUGCUGAGGACACUGAGAAGCAACUCGGCCGCACUGGAAAAAUUCGUACCUUUGAGGCAGACGUGACGAAGCCCAUUGAUCAUCUCCUCGAAAAAGGUCUACGGGACCAGUACGAUAUUGUCAUGUCCAAUUUCUGUUUCGACCAUGCAACCUCGCAAGAGCAGCUCGAGACUAUGUGGCGCAAUGCUGUAUCCCGUUUGAAGCCCGGCGGCCGCUUCGUUGGCGCCCGAGUAGGCAACAUGAAGAGCAAGGCGUGCGCUGAUGGCAAAUACGGCGUUACGUAUAAAGAUUUCGAAGAUAUUCCUGGAGGUGUUCGCUACCGAUAUCGCAUCCACCUAAACGAGCCGAUCGAAUUUGAGGCGAGCUCGCUAGACUUGAGCUGGAAGGGCAACAAGGAGAUCAUCGAGAAGUUUGGCUUGACAGACGUCCAGGAAGUUGACUUUAUGAGCGCCAAGACCGUGCGCGACGACACAGCUUUCUGGCAGACUUUUCUGGAUGAUCCUAGUAUGGCUGUCGUCAAGGCUACUAAGGCUGUGUCAGCUGCCGCUUGA
Molecule: messenger RNA, 789 nt
Organism: Neoarthrinium moseri
Lineage: Eukaryota; Fungi; Ascomycota; Sordariomycetes; Amphisphaeriales; Apiosporaceae
Exons: 1
Coding region: 1-789 (262 amino acids)
Source: RefSeq, a predicted model, not a curated record